Messenger RNA from Cololabis saira (Pacific saury), 636 nucleotides. It is a transcript of the gene tmem14ca, whose product is annotated as transmembrane protein 14Ca. Gene Ontology annotation, biological process: regulation of heme biosynthetic process. The record is from RefSeq and is a predicted model, not a curated record. Bases 3 to 428 code for a protein of 141 amino acids. The transcript has 5 exons. Gene Ontology annotation, cellular component: mitochondrial membrane. Lineage: Eukaryota; Metazoa; Chordata; Actinopteri; Beloniformes; Belonidae.
CCAUGAUCCUCUGCGCGGCGUGCACCAUUCAUCUGUGCUCGGAGCAGAACAGCCUGCUGUCUUUAGGAGCAGAGGACAAACUGGAGUCUAAGGUAUCAAACAUGUCCGUGGACUGGGUUGGAUAUGGAUACGCCACAUUGGUCGCAUCUGGAGGAGUCAUGGGUUAUGUGAAAGCAGGCAGUGUACCCUCGCUGGCUGCAGGUCUUCUCUUCGGGGGUCUUGCAGGUUUUGGUGCCUACCAGAUCUCCAAUGACCCUACUAAUGUUUGGGUGUCUCUAGCUACGUCUGGAGCUCUGACUGGUGUCAUGGGAAAGAGGUUUUAUGGAUCCAGGAAAUUCAUGCCGGCUGGUUUGGUGGCUGGAGCAAGUCUUCUGAUGGUGGCGAAGCUCAGUCUGGCAUUGCUCCAGAAACCUGCAGAGUCUUCAUGAGGCAAAGAUGUUGAAAGGUCGAAGGUCUUCAGUUCCCACUCGUUCACAUAGAUCUUCUGCUUUGGGAGCGACCUCUCAGCUGCUGGAUUUUACUGUUGUUUUUGUUUAUUUAAAGAAAAAAAAAGUAUUUGAUCAUGAAAUACAUAUUCUUUAUAAAAGAACAACUACCUUGUCAUUUCUGAAUGAAUAAACACUGAAUUGUUAUUUA